Nylanderia fulva is the source of this 784-nucleotide messenger RNA. Lineage: Eukaryota; Metazoa; Arthropoda; Insecta; Hymenoptera; Formicidae. The record is from RefSeq and is a predicted model, not a curated record.
AUGGAAAAAGUUAACCAACAUCAAAAGGAUAAAAAAAAAAAUAAUGGAAAUAAACAUUCGUCCCAAAUUAAUUUAAAGGAAUCCUCGCUUAACAAAAUACUUAACAUACAGCAGGAGACAUUAAACGAAGAAAGUCAUUCGGAAACCUGCAACAAAAAGGAAACUUUUACUCCAAAUCGAAGUAAUGAUGUGGAAGUCAAUAGACAGGAAAUUACUUUUCUCAAUCAAAAUGAUGUUUUGGAGACGAUAUAUUUGGCAUCGGAUGAAAUGUUGGAAUCGAUACAAUUCGAAGAUUCUACUGUAGAAAUUGUUGGAUUUAUCGAUGAAAUUGACGGUCCGAAGAUAGUUGGUAAAUCCCAACAUUAUAGAUUAUUAAAAUUUUUGGUGAACAACAACAGUAAACAUCGCAUUCAAGUUGUUGCCUGGAACGAAGAAAUUGAUCGUAUAAAUUUUUAUAUACAACCAAAUCGAAUUGUGCAUAUUGAUGGUGCUAAGGCUAAAAAGGUAAAAAUACCUGAAUUCAACCAAGGGACACUUCAAUACGAACUAAUUAUUCGAUCCAACACGACAAUAAAUACGUUGGGUAAUUUUGACCUAAAAAAAACAUUCAAGCGGUGCAACCACAAUUAGUGGAAUUGUGUGAUGUACCUCAACAUCUUAAUGCAUGCAUUAGUAAGUGUUUUUAUAUGUAUAUAAUAUACUUUAUACUAAAAUCCGGUAUUUCUUAUAUAUCGAUAAACAUUUGUAUGCAAACGUACGUAUAAAUAUGUAACUAUAUGCUUUU